Messenger RNA from Mucor mucedo, 753 nucleotides. RefSeq lists its product as uncharacterized. Lineage: Eukaryota; Fungi; Mucoromycota; Mucoromycetes; Mucorales; Mucoraceae. The record is from RefSeq and is a predicted model, not a curated record. Bases 1 to 753 code for a protein of 250 amino acids. The transcript is spliced from 3 exons.
AUGCUUGUAGGCGAAACCACUGACGCUAUUAUUUCUUCCGCUCCCAUUUUUCGUGUCAAUGCAAGAACCGUUGUACUUGAAUCGAAAUGCAUUGAUUCCGGUGUACGAAUUAAACUUUUCACCUCUCACCCUGCUUUAAUGUUCUACUUUAUUAGGUUUGGUGCAGUUGGCUCCCGCCACCACUUUGUCGGCUCAUUGAAUGUAUCGGCCUAUACGUUCGAUGACAGCACCAGAGCCUUUGCAAACAUCAGGCUCAGUGUAACUGACGCGAAGCCUAUAAUUCAGGUUGAUGAUGAUGGAGAGAUCAUCCCAACACUUGCAAAAAGAGUAAGAACGAAGGAGUUCCAAAGAACCCACCAAUUUUUAAAAAUGAAAUUUGUGGUAUAUAAACAUGUCUGGGAGAACAUUCAAGAUCAAAACGUUGUAAUCAACAGGGGGCUGAAUUCUGAGGCAUUUGCCCUUCAGCUUAGUGAUAUGUAUGAGGACCUGGUAUCCAAGGGGUUGAUUGUAGAGAACUACAACCCCGUUUUCGUGGAGGAAAGAAUCUCUCGACCCCAAUCUGAUCCCAAUACCAACAGACCUGUUCCUCGGGUCAUGAAAACAAUCUAUAGCUACAAUAACAGCUGUAAGAGAUUGGAAGACUCUUGGGAUGAUCGCUCCUUUGGGUAUGAUACCCUUUUGAAUGACACGACCGCAUUCAGGGAUUCUGAUAUUAUCAGUGAUGAGCGUGAAGAUACUAGCAGCGAAAGCUAA